AUGUUCGCGCGACCGUCGACGCCGAGGCCGAUCAUCGCGCGCGCGCGCGUCGACCGAUCGCGUGCGACGACGACGACAUCAGAUGGACGUGCAUGCAGGUACACAGCGCACGACGCGCGCAAGUUGAAGAUUUUCAGCGCGCACGUCCGCGACCACUUGGAUGGCAAGUUGCCGAGAUUUCGUGAUGUGGCCACACUCGCGCGAUGGGACCAUGAAGAUGCUGGGGAAAGAGACGGCGUUCCGGUGGGAUUGUGGUGGAACGAAUUAAACAACUCAAAGUGUGAAGAGCGACUGAAGCGUUUGAGAAACGUCGAUGCCGACUCGAAGCAUGCGCUCGAGUAUCUCGAGACAUGUGUAUUUCGCGAAGAUGGCCAUGCAUAUAUGUACACAGCGCACGCCGCGCGCAAGUUGAAGAUUUUCAGCGCGCACGUCCGCGACCACUUGGAUGGCAAGUUGCCGAGAGCGAACGAUGUGGCCACACUCGCGCGAUGGGACCAUGAAGAUGAUGGGGAAAGAGAGGUUCAGGUUGGACAGUUUUGGUACAAGUUGAACCACUCAACGGGCCAAGAGCGACUGAAGCGUUUGAGAAAAUUCGAUGAAGACUCGAAGCACGCGCUCGAGUACCUCGAGACGUGUGAACUAAGAAAAUUCAAGGCACGAGGCCGAAACGCUAAAUAA
Molecule: messenger RNA, 678 nt
Organism: Ostreococcus tauri
Lineage: Eukaryota; Viridiplantae; Chlorophyta; Mamiellophyceae; Mamiellales; Bathycoccaceae
Product: unnamed product
Exons: 1
Coding region: 1-678 (225 amino acids)
Source: RefSeq, a predicted model, not a curated record